UGAUUACUGUUUUAGUUUAGUUAAAUGUCUCUAAAUCAUCUACUACAAAGCCAGCUGAUCUUCUCAAUUUACAAUUAGUGGAAGACCACGAGUUUUUAAAAUACUCGAAUUGUUAUAUAAAAUUUUAUUUUCUAUAAAAAAUAAUCAUAAAAAUGUUUAAAAACAAUAUAAGUUGUUUGAUAAAAUUCAUUCCGGGUUGCUUUGAUAAAGUUUCGGCUGUGCGUUUCCCUCAGAUCACACAACGCCAUAAGUAUGCUUCUUUUAGUGCAAGAGACGUGUUGCAUGAAACCUCUGACGAAGCUGGCACUCUUACAGCUACUUUUGCUAAGUAUAUUGCUAUCAAAAGGCAUAAAGAUGCCGCACAAACUCCUACAACAAUACGUUAUGCCGAUUAUUUUCCUAUCGCAGACAUAAGAAGUUUUCAACGCGAACUACAAAAAACCCCAGCAGAUCAAGUGGCCGCACUUGUUAUAUUUACUUCAACGUAUCGUCCAAAUGCAGAGCCACAAACAUAUGCCAAGGUUCUGAACGAUAUAGAUUCAAUAGCAGUGAAAUUGCUGCCACAAAUGCACGAAGAUGUCGUGCUUCGUACUUUAUAUGCCUUUUUGUUUUUAAUGCCUAACUGGAUAACACGUCUUGAUUUCUAUAAAGCAGCUCUGAAUCGUCUAGCCACCAACAAUGAGCAGCAUAACGAAUCAACCAAUAAGUCUCUGGAGAAUUUUGUUCAGUGCUGCUUUUAUCUUGGACUUAGUAAGAAAAACAUGUCAGCAAAGGCCAAUGCUUCCGAGCUAUUGCAAAAUCUCUUAAAACAGAGAUUGGAUAUCCAUCUAGAUAAUAUGCAUACGCUUGAUUUUGCUAUUAUUUGUAAUGCCAUCUAUAAAACAGCCACUUCAGUAAACUUUGGCAAAUUUAACCAACGCGUUAUUAAAGAAGUGCUAAAAUUAGACAUCGGCCAUGGUCAAGAUGGCAUUCUAAUAAACUAUUUGAAACUAUUACGUUUUCUACGUGUACGUUCCGCGACUGUUUGUGAAUAUUUAACUGCAAUCUGUAAAAAUUCUGACAGCUUGGCAAAGCUACAGAUUAGAGGACAAGUACAUUUAUUUGCCUAUUUAGCGGAAUGUUUGUGGGACAAUGAGGAGUGCUCGAAGCCGAUUAUAGAACUCUUUUUCAAAAACCUUUUGCAACCGAGAAGAUUUGAAUUUCAUUCUGAAGCUGUAAGAAGUAAAGAUCUUUGCACAUUUUUAUGGUGUUGUGCCCAAAUGAACUGUCCUCUUACGUCUGAGCAAUUGCGACAUGUUGAAAAUCAUUUAUUUGAUAAAUUGAAACAAGGCGAAUUUGAAAAUUACCCGGAUCAACUUGUGGAUUGUUGUCUCUCCUUGUGGAUUUUGGGAUAUAAAUCUAAGGAAUUAUUAGAGCGAUCUUUACAUACAAAAUCAACAGCAAAAUCAUCCAAGCGAGCACAUCCAAAGGUUGAUAAUCGUCUUACCGUACUAAUGUCGGCGUCUCAAAUCGAACAGCCAUCAUGGUGUUUCGAACUUUUAAAAGGAUUUAAAGCUUAUGACAUCGAUGACAAAGUACCGAAUUAUUUACUUAAGUGUUCUGAUUUUGAUUUAAAAGAACUCUCUCUAAAAUGGUCGCAAGAAGGUAGCGUUGAAACGGCGCAAAUUGUUUGCCCGAUAGCUGGAAUAAACAUUCCAUCCAUUCAUAUAAAAACUCGGUCGCCGGACAGCAAAAUCUCUGAUAGCAAGGUCCUAGUGGAGUUGCUGUCCGAAUCUCAAACUUUGCACUUUAGCAAAGAACCGAUUGCAAUAGUUCGCCUAAAAUUACGUCUUCUACAAGCAUUAAACCAAAAGGUCGCUAUGAUUACGACUAAAGAUUUAUCUGAAAAUCUUAACAUUAAAGAUAUCGUAGACAAUGCGAAUGACGAGAAGAAUUUGAUGGAACAAAAAACGAAUAGUAUUCAAGUAUGAAAACACAAUCACUUUCAUCAAAUAUAUGGUUCACUUCAAAUAAUUGGUAUGAAUAAGGUUU
Glossina fuscipes is the source of this 2031-nucleotide messenger RNA. RefSeq lists its product as uncharacterized. NCBI's taxonomy places the organism in Eukaryota, Metazoa, Arthropoda, Insecta, Diptera, Glossinidae. The coding region runs from base 153 to 1970 and encodes 605 amino acids. The record is from RefSeq and is a predicted model, not a curated record. The transcript has 2 exons.